This is a messenger RNA of Elephantulus edwardii (Cape elephant shrew), 939 nucleotides long. Its product is annotated as olfactory receptor 4P4-like. Gene Ontology annotation, biological process: G protein-coupled receptor signaling pathway. NCBI's taxonomy places the organism in Eukaryota, Metazoa, Chordata, Mammalia, Macroscelidea, Macroscelididae. Gene Ontology annotation, molecular function: G protein-coupled receptor activity; olfactory receptor activity. Gene Ontology annotation, cellular component: membrane. Bases 1 to 939 code for a protein of 312 amino acids. The transcript has a single exon. The record is from RefSeq and is a predicted model, not a curated record.
AUGGAAAGUCAGAGAAAUAUCUCCGAAUUCAUUCUUUUGGGACUUUCUUACAACAAGAACGUACAAGCAUUUUGUUUCAUUCUUUUCUUAUUCUGUUAUGUUUCCCUGUUAGCAGGAAACCUUAUAAUCCUUGUUUCCAUUCUGAAUAGCUCUCUUUUUCACCAACCAAUGUACUAUUUCCUUAGUCAGUUAGCCAUUCUCGACAUAUGUUUUACAUCUAGUGUCACACCCAAACUGAUUGGCGAUCUGUUAUUGGAGAAGAAAUCCAUAAGCUAUGGCAAUUGCAUGUUACAAGUAUUCACCAUGCACUUCUUUGGUAGUAUUGAGAUCUUCAUUCUCACAGCCAUGGCCUUCGAUCGCUAUGUUGCCAUCUGCAAACCUCUCCACUACAUGAUUAUCAUGAACAGGACGAGAUGUAACCUUUUCGUCUUUGCUGCUUGGGCUGGUGGGGCUGCCCAUUCCUUUCCUCAAUUAGUUAUGGCAAUUCUGUUACCCUAUUGUGGUCCUAAUGAAAUCGAUCACUAUUUCUGUGAUAUCUUUCCUUUGCUAAAAGUAGCCUGUACUGAUACUUACAUCAUUGGUAUUCUUGUGCUUGUCAAUUCUGGUGUUGUUGUCUUGACUACCUGUGUCCUCCUGUUUGGGUCGUACAUUUUUAUAUUAUUCACCUUAAGAAAUCACUCCGCUGAGGGAAGACGCAAAGCACUGUCUACCUGUGGCUCUCAUAUUUCUGUGUUGAUCUUAUUUUUUGCUCCUGCAAUUUUUGCCUACCUUAGACCUCCCAGUACUUUCCCUGAGGAUAAAGUAUUAGCCUUAUUUUAUACAAUCAUUGCUCCUAUGUUCAAUCCCUUAAUCUAUACUUUGAGAAAUACAGAAAUGAAAAAUGCCAUGAGAAAAGUUUGGUGUCAAAGUUAUUUUCAAAGGAAACACACAAAGAAUUGA